Messenger RNA from Durio zibethinus, 2462 nucleotides. RefSeq names its product auxin-responsive protein IAA26-like. Gene Ontology annotation, biological process: regulation of DNA-templated transcription. NCBI's taxonomy places the organism in Eukaryota, Viridiplantae, Streptophyta, Magnoliopsida, Malvales, Malvaceae. Gene Ontology annotation, cellular component: nucleus. The record is from RefSeq and is a predicted model, not a curated record.
AAAAAAAAGUGCACAUGAUUUGUCUUUGUUAUCUAACUAAAACUUUGAUUGUAAGGCCCUAAUCCUCUGAUAAAAGCAUAAAAUAUACCAUCAUUUUCCCGAGUUUGUAACUAAAUGGAGCUUUAAAGUAAGAAAAAAUGAACUUAAUUUAACACCAAGUGGCUUUCAUUUUAAGCAUGACGAACGAGACUCUAAUAAAGGGCGAUGGUUGGGGUAAUGUGCUAUAACAAGGCUAAAGUUUUGUUUUUAAGUGUAUCUUUAGGAGGUCAGCAACAGCACGCUUUGCUUUCAGAGCUGAACGAGGGAGCUACGGUUGCGUGAGUUGUGUUCUAAUUCCUGUGUCCUGUUUUUGGGGUGUGGAAUCUCCUGGUUUAUCCAUUUCUUUUCUCUUUUGAUGCUCCCCUCCUUCUUCUUCUCCUACAUAUAAAAAAUUCGCCUUCCUGUAUCGAAGGAGAGAAAGAGAAAGCAGGAAGAGCCCACUAAAGCGUGAAAAAAAAAAAAAAAGAAGGCAAAGCUAGAUAAGAACCCACCCCUCUUAUCAUACUCUUUCUAUCCUUUUCACUUUGAGUUGCUAAGAGCACUUUGUUCUUUUGGGGGGUUUCCUUUCUCUUGGUGGGGUUUUCUUUUUUUUUUUUUGAAGGGCGUGUUUUUAUAUUGCGUUUUUGGUCUGGCAUUUUCAGUUUAAUGGAGUUGGUUUGGGGCUCUCUAAGCUGAACAGUUCUUGCGUUGUUAGCUAAGAUCUUGAGAGUUCUAAACUUCUUCCUAUCAGGGUUUUUCAUAGCUAAAGGAAAGUUCUGUUGAUUUCAUGAUGUGGGUCUUCAUUGUUUUACGCUUUGGUUGAGAGACUCCUUUAAAGUUAUUGGUCUUCAAAGUAUAGAAAAAGGUGAUCUUUUUGGGUUAAUUCGAUAUCUAUUCCAUCCUGUUAAGAUGGAGAGCGGUUGCUCAAAGAAUGGUGAAGCAUGUCCUCAAUUUCUUGAUUUGAUUCCUCAACAAAGAGAUUGGCAUGUGAAGAGAGAAGAUGAGAGAAGGCAUGGAUCCUCGGAGGAGAAGAAGCUGGAACUAAGGCUUGGUCCCCCUGGUGAAGAUAACUGGUCCAUCAAAGAGGCCACCAAAAACAACACCAGAGAGAGAGAUGAGUCCUUACUCUUACUUGGGUACUUCUCUUCAAUGAAGAGCAAUGGAAAACAGACACACAAGCUUCCAACUCCAGAGGACCAUCCGGUUGGCUCAGCUUUGUCCACUCCAUGGACCAAAAUCCACCAGCACAACCAUCAACAGCAGACACAGCCUCAAUCAUUUCUUCAGUUUCCAUCAACAUCCCCGCAGAGCUUGCUUGUUGCAGCAAAGGAAUCGUCACAGCCUUGUUGCACUAAAGCUGUAGACUUUCAGAAUGCAGAGAAAAAAGCAUUUUCCCCUCCUGCAAAUACAGCUGUGCCUUCCAACAGUUCUCAGAAAAGAACUGCUCCGGGUCCAGUUGUGGGUUGGCCUCCAGUUCGUUCUUUUAGGAAAAAUCUUGCAAGCGGCAGCUCUUCAAAACCAGCUUCUGAAACACCAAGUGUAGUUCCUCACAAGGUUGCUAAUGAAAAACCAGCAACUCAACCUAGUGGUAAAGGCCUAUUAGUAAAAAUCAACAUGGAUGGUGUUCCAAUUGGAAGGAAAGUGGAUCUCAGAGCCUAUGACAGCUAUGAGAAAUUGUCAACUGCUGUUGAUGAACUUUUCAGAGGCCUCCUUGCGGCACAAAGAGAUUCCUUUGCUGGUGGAACAGAGAACAAGCAAGAGGAAGAGAAAGUGGUUAUGGGCUUAUUGGACGGGAGUGGGGAAUAUACACUUGUAUAUGAGGAUAACGAAGGAGACAGGAUGCUUGUUGGGGAUGUCCCGUGGCACAUGUUUGUAUCAACAGUGAAGAGGCUGCGCGUGUUGAAGAGAUCGGAACUAUCAGCGCUUAGCCUUGGAAGCAGUAAGCAGAGAAAGAUACCCGCUUGACUCUGCCUCGAAAACUAAGAGUUUUUUUCUGAAGAUUUUCACCAAAGUUUGAAUAAGACUUUGAAUUAUUAUGUUCACGUUUUGACAUUUUACUUACCCUAUUUGGCAUGGAACUUGUUGCACCGUCAGUACAUAUAUAUAAGUAGUUUAUAUGUAAUUUUUUACUUCUUUUCCUCUGUCUUAACAUGCUUUUUUUUUUCUGCGUCAUGCCAUUUGGAACAAUGCUUAAUAGCAAUAUCUUGAGUUUGAUGUGUAACCUUUUUGUGUUAUGUGCUUUAUAUUAGCAACCCAUCUGGAUGGUGAAAGACCCAACCUAAUUUAACUCUUCGGCUAUAAAUAUGAAAUAAGCUUUGAGGCCUGUAAGCAAUUAAGCAUUGCUAAUUGAUCAAUCAAGUUCGAGUUCUCGAAACCUCUGUCCAUCCGAGUAGUACUCUAUUCAAGUUCUCUCUUUUUGAGUGCAUCAAAUUGUCCUUCUCUGG